AUGAUGUGGCUUGAGUUCCCUCAUCACUUCACGUCAAGCCGCGCAACACUCGAGCGCUCGAAUGCAGCGAACGGCCGGCAGGGCAAUAUCGAAGAAGAUCAAUACUAUACGGCGAAGCUAAGUCCGCAGGCCAAGAUGGGGACAGGCAAAGCAUUUAAGAACGGCUACGGCACGUUCUCAGGACUGCCUGGCUUCUUCACGAAGAGCAAGCCAGCGGCCGCAGCAUCAGAUCCAGCCAGGUCGGCAAGCCCUACACGACAAGAAGACAGGCCACAGUCGUCUUCCGACCCUCAAGACAGUUCGUCACAAGAGGUUGGGCCUCCUAAAGAAUCUUCCACGCCUCGCAAAUCUUUUUCGAAAAAGACGUGGAUUUUUAUAAUCAUAAUGUUUUCAUCUGUCAUCCUGGCCGUGGGCUUGUUAGCCGGCCUCCUGACUCGCAAGAGCCACGCUCAGACUGCCUCGGGACCCAACAUCGUCUUCAUUAUGACGGACGACCAAGAUAAGCGACUAGGGUCUUUGGACUACAUGUCUGUUGUGCAGAAGGAGCUUGUGGCAAAGGGUACUGAGUUCAGCAAUCACUAUACAACACAGGCUCUCUGCUGCCCAAGUCGGUCCUCCCUGCUCCGAGGACAACAGGUGCACAAUACCAAUAUCACGAAUGUGGUCAAGCCGGGCGGCGCAUACAACAAAUGGGUUCUAUCAGGCCAAGAUACGAACUAUCUGCCGCACUGGCUCAAAGAAGCAGGCUACAGGACGGAGUAUGUCGGGAAAAUCAUGAAUGGCUAUGGAAUUUCUAAUUACAAUGUCACAUUGAAAGGGUGGGAUCACGCAGAUUGUGUGCUUGAACCUUACAUCGACGAUUACAAUGUUCCUGUGUUCUCUAAGAACGGCGAACGACCAACAUAUUAUCCCGGCUACCACCAAACUGACAUCACGCGGAUCAAGGCGCUUGACCGGUUGGACUACCUUACCAACCAAUCUGAGCCAUUCUUUUUGGGAAUCACACCAUUCACGCCUCACAUUGCCUACCAGCAAAAAGGGCCAUCACACAGACCUAUUCCCCAGAAGAGACAUUUCGAUCAGUUCACGGACGUCACGGCUCCACACCCUCCCAACUUCAAUCCCACGGAUGAGUACCAAGAUGGCAAGUCCGGAUGGGUAAAGUGGCUGUCGCCCAUGAACGAGUCGGCAAUCAACUUCGCAGACUUUGUGUACAUGUCACGACUCCAAGCCCUGCAGGGCGUAGAUGAAAUCGUCGAGGAUGUAAUAACUAUGUUAGAGGAGAAGGGAGUCAUUAAUAACACUUACAUCAUCUACACGUCCGACAACGGCUAUCACCUGGGCCAGCACCGCGUGCCUGGAGGCAAGUCGCUCUUCUACAACGAAGAUGUCAACAUUCCAUUCGUGGUGCGCGGUCCAGGCGUUCCUGAAGGUGUCACAUCGACCAUUCCCGGACUGCACCUCGAUCUUGCACCUACAUUUCUCGAAAUCGCCGGUCUAGACAAGACAAAGUGGCCGGAGUUCUUCGACGGCCGCUCCCUCCUCGAGCAAUGGCACGAUCCCGUCUCAUACAACGCCACAGGUUCCGGCCAGGGUAAUGGCAAGGAAAGCAUCAAUAUCGAGUAUUGGGGCCUCAUCGGCAUCGAAGCUCCAAGUGCAGCCUCCCUCGGCGCGCCUUUUUACAACAACACGUAUAAGACCAUUCGCACCAUAGGGGAGGAGCAAAACUGGGCCUACGCAGUCUGGUGCAACGGCGAGACGGAACUCUACAAUGUCACGGCGGACCCCUACGAGCUCACCAACCUGGCACGCAACAGCUCCAGCGGCGGAGCUGUCGAGGCUUCCGCGCAGCAGGUGAUCAACCGGCUCAACGCGCUGCUGAUGGUGACCAAGUCGUGCGAGCAGGACCGGUGCCGCGACCCGUGGGCGCAGCUCAAGCCGGACGACAGCACGACGCUCGUGUCGCUCACGCAGGCCAUGAACGCGAGCUACGACAGCUUCUUUGCCGACUUCGAGAAGGUCCAGUUCGAAACCUGUGCCGCUAUCCAACUGACGGACAACGAGGCGCCGUACUUCCCGAAGCUGGACACGCUGCCUGGCGAAGGUCUUGGGAGGGCGUACCGGAACAGGACGGACGUGAUUGCGCCGAAUCCUGGGGUGAGGGUCAUUACUACGGCCGAGUACUACGGCACUGCUGAACAGAGGAAUGCCACGGUGGCGGAGAUUGAGGCUGUCUCGAGGCUGCUUACUGAGGCAGAGCUCUCAGCUACGUCUACGUAG
Messenger RNA from Diaporthe amygdali, 2280 nucleotides. Its product is annotated as rylsulfatase precursor. Gene Ontology annotation, molecular function: glycosaminoglycan binding; N-acetylglucosamine-6-sulfatase activity. The coding region runs from base 1 to 2280 and encodes 759 amino acids. The transcript is spliced from 9 exons. The record is from RefSeq and is a predicted model, not a curated record. Lineage: Eukaryota; Fungi; Ascomycota; Sordariomycetes; Diaporthales; Diaporthaceae.